Messenger RNA from Echinops telfairi (small Madagascar hedgehog), 1605 nucleotides. RefSeq names its product 4-hydroxyphenylpyruvate dioxygenase like (gene HPDL). The transcript has a single exon. The record is from RefSeq and is a predicted model, not a curated record. Lineage: Eukaryota; Metazoa; Chordata; Mammalia; Afrosoricida; Tenrecidae. Bases 195 to 1313 code for a protein of 372 amino acids. Gene Ontology annotation, molecular function: 4-hydroxyphenylpyruvate dioxygenase activity. Gene Ontology annotation, biological process: aromatic amino acid metabolic process.
GGCAGCGGGAACCGCGAGCUCCCAGAAAGGUGAUUCGGUCCGUAACUUCUCUCCCUAGAGAGAGAAAGAGGGAAGAAAAAAGUCGUGAAUUGCAGGCAACACUGCGCUCCCACGCAGAGUCCGAGAGAGUACUGGUGGGGUCGCGACCACAACUGGGAGUGCUCAGAAGAACACAUCGGGUCAUCUGGGCAGCCAUGGCCUUGUCCGCCCGCCGCCUGUGUCACAUCGCCUUCCAUGUGCCCGCAGGGCAGCCCUUCGCCCGGGACCUGCAGCGCCUCUUUGGCUUCCAGCCCCUGGCGGCGCGGGAGGGGGACGGCUGGCGGCAGCUCGCCCUGCGCAGUGGAGAUGCGAUCUUCCUGGUCAAUGAAGGCGCAGGGCCCGGGCAGCCGCUGUACGGACUGGACUCCCGUCACGCCGUGCCCAGCGCCGCGAACCUGUGCUUCGACGUGGACGACGCGGCCAGCGCAGCCCGGGCACUAGCUGCGCGGGGCUGCCUCAUGCUGGUGUCCCCUGUGAGCUUGCGGGAUGCGCAUGGCGCCGCCACCUACACGGUGGUGAACUCCCCGGUCUCCAACCUCAGCCUGACGCUGCUGGAGCGCUCUGGCUACUGCGGGCCCUUCCUGCCGGGCUUUGGACCAGUGCCCUCGGAGCCUGGGCCCAACUGGGUCAGCCACGUGGACCACCUGACCCUCGCCUGCACUCCUGGCAGCUCCCCCAUUCUGAUGCGCUGGUUCCAAGACUACCUGGGCUUUCGCCAUCUGCCGUUGAGCCCAGGUGAGGAUCCAAUGGUGGGCCUAGAAGUGUCCGCCGGGGUUGGACGCGGGGGGCUGAGGCUCACGGCCCUGCAGACGCCGGUGGGCAGCGAUGUCCCCACCCUGGUAUUGGCUGAGUCCCUGUCAGGAGCCAGCAGUGGGAAGGACCAGGUGGAGCAGUUCCUGGACCAGAACCAGGGGCCUGGCCUGCAGCACGUGGGGCUGUACACGCUUGACAUCAUGGCAGCCACAGAAGGCGUGGCAGCAGCAGGAGGCCAGCUCCUGACGCCCCCCGAAGCCUAUUACCAGCAGCCUGGCAAGGAGGACCAGAUCCGAGCUGCAGGUCAGGAGCCCGGCCGGCUAGCCAGCCAAGGGAUCCUGCUGGAUGGGGAUCAAGGCAAGUUCCUGCUGCAGGUCUUCACCAAGUCCCUCUUUCCUGAGGACACUUUCUUCCUGGAGCUGAUUCAAAGGCAGGGGGCCACAGGCUUUGGCCAGGGCAACAUCAGGGCCUUGUGGCAAUCGGUGGAGGAUCAAGCUGCCAGGUACGGCCUAGCAGGGUGACUGGAGCCCAGGUGUACAUAAGCUAGUGGGCAGCCUGUGUGACCAGGUGUGACCCUGGCCUCAGCAGCCUGUCAGAAGUGGAAUCUCACCGGGGUCCAUGGGGGUGGGACCUUUUAGUUUUACUCCGAAACAGUUCUUAGACACUCAUCUGAAUGUAAAAUGUGAAGACUAAUAAAAGAAUCACACGAUUAGGGACUGGAUCAUAAUCCAUCCUUUAAAAAAAACAAAACACUUUGUUGUAGUUUGUGAAAGUCUUCCAUGUAUCAGUUUGUGUUGUAGUCUGAUGACCAUC